AUGGCCACCAAGCGUCCCUCAACCAUCUCCACCACUCUGAAGUCCACACUCUACUUCUUCAUCAUUGCCCUCACUAGUAUCGGAUGUGCCAACUCAGCUCGAAUCCUCGUGGCGGAUGCCACAUCACCACUUCCUAAUGUGGUGGUUCCAACAGCCAUACCACUAGCGGCGCCGCCUACCGUUGCUCCAGUUUCAUCCAUUACUCCCGUGACAGCGACAGCGCCUGCUUUCGCACCAAUUGCCACACUUCCAGCCCCUGCUGAUUCAACCACAGCAGCAACACCUGCCGUGGCUAUCCCUCCUGUAUCCUCCAGUGUGGUGACAACACCUGUCGCCAACUUGGCACCUGUAGUGGGUCCCACUACCACACAACAAGGUGGACCCACCACAGCGAAUCCGGCAUUGUCAUUCUUCAUGCACGAUAUCCUAGGUGGGUCACAACCAUCGGGUCGGGUGGUGGCUGGGAUCGUUGCAAACAUGGGAGUCAACAGUCAACUACCCUUUUCCAGACCCAACACUGCGGUCCUCCCAAUCAACGGUGGGAUUCCACUCCUUAACAACGGUAACAACAUCAACGGUGUCCUCAACAACAAUAACAUUCCAUACCUGGCCGGGCUCGGCGGUGGUGCAUCAAGCACCACCGUGAUCGCCAACAGCGGCAACAACAAUGCCGUUAACGGUGGAAACAAGCUUCCUUUCGUGGAUGCAGGGCAGCUGCCCACAGGAGCCACACUUCAGGAGCUCAUGUUCGGUACAAUCACGGUCGUCGAUGAUGAACUGACCGACGGUCAGGAUUUGGGGUCAUCGGUGGUAGGGAAGGCACAAGGGUUCUACUUGGCUAGCUCGGUAGACGGGACUAGCCAUACCAUGGCUCUUACGGCACUGUUUCACGGCGGUGCUCAAGCGCCCGAUGACACAAUUAGUUUCUUUGGGGUUCACCGGACGGUAGCUACGGAGUCUCAGGUAGCCGUGGUUGGAGGGACAGGGAAGUAUGAGAACGCGAAAGGGUAUGCAAAUAUACAGACCCUGCAAUCCAGCAAUGAUCACACGACGGAUGGGGUGGAGACUCUUCACCAGUUCAGCGUUUACCUUUCCUAUUAG
Molecule: messenger RNA, 1101 nt
Organism: Telopea speciosissima
Lineage: Eukaryota; Viridiplantae; Streptophyta; Magnoliopsida; Proteales; Proteaceae
Product: dirigent protein 9-like
Exons: 1
Coding region: 1-1101 (366 amino acids)
Source: RefSeq, a predicted model, not a curated record